UUGGCAUUGCAGGUUCCAACUAUGACAAGUUUUUGCCCCCGAAUUCUUACAUCGACGCACGGAAAUAUCACCCAGAAGAACUGGCGCGGCUCCUGCAGCAACUCCAGGCGGACCCCGUGGCUUAUGGCAAGUAUCACAUCUGGCGAGGGUUUUGGGAAGCAAAGGUUGGAGGCAGUUUAUGCGAGCUCUGUUACCGACUGCACGUUGAGACAGAAAAAAAAUAUUACUCUGACAUCGGCGUGUGGAGACACGAAAAUAAUAAUUGUAAAGUUUACAGUAAAAGUGGAGAGGACACAAGAGCCUCCAGUAGCAGAAAAUGAAACAAAUUAA
Penaeus chinensis is the source of this 330-nucleotide messenger RNA. RefSeq lists its product as uncharacterized. Bases 22 to 330 code for a protein of 102 amino acids. NCBI's taxonomy places the organism in Eukaryota, Metazoa, Arthropoda, Malacostraca, Decapoda, Penaeidae. The transcript is spliced from 3 exons. The record is from RefSeq and is a predicted model, not a curated record.